UUCUUCCUGUAUUCAGCAGCAGAGUGAAAAAUAAUCAGAAAGAAUGGCUUCCCUAGCAGCAUCAAGGGCCGCAGCCUCCCUUGGAGUGUCGGAAAUGCUCGGAAACCCAUUGAACUUCAGCGGAGCUUCCCGUUCUGCUGCUCCUACCUCAUCUACCCCUUCAUCUCUCAAGACCGUUGCUCUUUUCUCCAAGAAGAAACCUGCUCCUAAGGCCAAGCCUGUCGCUGUAUCCCCGGUCGACGAUGAGCUUGCCAAGUGGUAUGGUCCUGACAGGAGGAUUUUCUUGCCUGACGGACUCUUGGACCGCUCUGAGAUCCCAGAAUACUUGACCGGAGAAGUACCUGGAGAUUAUGGAUAUGACCCAUUUGGGCUAAGCAAGAAGCCAGAGGACUUCGCAAAGUAUCAGGCAUUUGAGCUAAUCCAUGCAAGAUGGGCAAUGCUCGGAGCAGCUGGUUUCAUCAUUCCUGAAGCUUUCAACAAAUAUGGUGCCAACUGUGGUCCUGAAGCCGUCUGGUUUAAGACCGGUGCUUUGCUUCUCGAUGGUAACACCUUGAACUACUUCGGAAACUCAAUCCCAAUCAACCUCGUCGUUGCUGUCAUUGCUGAGGUCGUCCUCGUCGGUGGUGCUGAGUAUUACAGAAUUACCAAUGGCUUGGAUUUUGAGGACAAGCUUCACCCAGGAGGACCAUUUGACCCAUUGGGAUUGGCAAAGGAUCCAGACCAGGCUGCAAUCUUGAAAGUGAAGGAGAUUAAAAAUGGGAGACUCGCAAUGUUUGCAAUGCUAGGGUUCUUCAUCCAAGCUUACGUCACCGGAGAUGGUCCUGUUGAGAACCUCGCAAAGCACCUUAGCGAUCCUUUCGGAAACAACUUGCUUACUGUUCUUUCUGGUAAUGCUGAGAGACUUCCUACCCUAUGAUUAGUUUUGUUUUUAAUGUCAAUGGCAGUGUACAUUAUCUUGCUCAGAUAUUUUAUAACUUCCGAAACUAAAUCUGAGAGUUUCCAUUUAUAAAGAUUUCCCAUUAAUUAUUA
This is a messenger RNA of Mercurialis annua (annual mercury), 1029 nucleotides long. Its product is annotated as chlorophyll a-b binding protein CP26, chloroplastic. Gene Ontology annotation, biological process: photosynthesis, light harvesting in photosystem I; response to light stimulus. The coding region runs from base 44 to 916 and encodes 290 amino acids. Lineage: Eukaryota; Viridiplantae; Streptophyta; Magnoliopsida; Malpighiales; Euphorbiaceae. Gene Ontology annotation, cellular component: chloroplast thylakoid membrane; plastoglobule. The transcript has 4 exons. The record is from RefSeq and is a predicted model, not a curated record.